AUGCCCGCUAAUGAACAGCCAACUGGAGGCGACUCUGGACCAGCAGGCAACUCCCUUGUUAGUGAGCCCAUCAGUCAAGAAGUCGUGCCCCCUUGGCAACUUUUGGUGUCUGUUGCUGGUACCAUGCCUCCUAACAUCCACAGUAGUCUGGCACUCGAGCCUGCACAAGUGGAUCCAGUGUUGGGAGGUCUCAAAGACAUUACAAUGGAUGACAGUGAAUAUAUCCUCCCUGCUGUGAAAGGGCAGAGGCAUAAUGAGACAAAUGACAUCCUCCGUGAAGGCUUUAACAGGAACCACACUUGUGGCAUCAACAGUGUCAACCACUGGAAUACAUAUAGCGGCUACUUCAAAGACAAUCUCAAGCAGGAGCUUGCCAGACUCGGUGACAAGGCUCCUGACAUACCAGGAACACCAAGUGUUACUACCAUCCUAGAGUGCCAUGACCAGUCCAUAAUUCUCAGUGGUGUCCCUCAGACUGUUGCCAUGCGUGCACAGGAGUUUCAAAAGUUUUGUAAGAAGAUCAUCACAGUGAUGGAUGGAGGAGCUGUGCAGUUUGGAUUUGAAGUAGCUUUGGUAGCAUGUGGCAAAGUCAUUAAUCAAGAUGGUGGUCUCAGCCUGGCUUGUACAACUCCGGGAGCUGCUGGCAUAAGUUCAUUUUUUAGGUUUGCAUCUGACCUCAACAUCUUACACUCUCACAAUUCUGGCUCUCGCGUUGUGCAAGUAUAUAAUUUGUCAUCGCUUGUCAUUGUUGAGGAAGCCUUCCUGGGAGAUAACGAUGUUACCGAGCCAGACGUGAAUAAUGAGUGUGAGGCUUCAUUUGCUCUGACCGACACUAUCAAUAUAUCCAAGGAUGGGACCAGGUGGAUCAAGGCAGAGAUCUCUUGCCAACUCAGAGGCAUUGCAGCAUUGAAGGUGGGCACUAUGCGCUUGAAAAAGGUUUUGGACAGCCUGCAAGGUAAAAUUCUUGCUUCUGAGUGCCCAGUAGUAGAGGGCGCACAUCCCCCAGUGGAUUCUAUCCAUGUAACAGGACAUUAUCUUUUCACCAAUGGAACUUCUAAUCAUAAGGGACUUGCUUGUAAGAAGCCUAGCAAGGCUCUCACCAAAAGGAAGAGGAAGAUCCCUCAGAAGGCACCAGCCUUCCGUCCCUCCCCAAUCUCCCUUUCUGAUGACUGUGACUCUGAUGCUCCACCUGCUCCCCCUAUCAAACCCAUCGGGCCUCCCCCCUUUCAUGAAUUCAAAAUUGUGGUGCUUCCGAAGCAACAGAAAAAGGUCAAGAAGAUCGCAAAGGUGAAGGAAGUCAUCUCCCUCAUAUCUAGCGAUGCCCAAUCUGGUUCAGAGGAUGACACUGCUAAGGACAACACCAACUAUGAGGACAAGGCUGCAUCCAACAAGCGACAGGCAAAGUCAGAGGGUAGCUCACAAGCGGCCAAGAAGAGAGCUUCAUCUCCUGAGGCGCAUGUGCCUAAGUACCCAAGGCUUUUUCAGCAAUGGCCAAAGGACAGGGAAGCUCUCAAAGUGACAGCACAGUCAGACCUUAUGAUCUGUGGUUCAUUUUCAGAGGCUGCCACUCAAAGUGCCUUUGUAUCCCUCGCAAACUGUUAG
Suillus plorans is the source of this 1602-nucleotide messenger RNA. RefSeq lists its product as uncharacterized. The coding region runs from base 1 to 1602 and encodes 533 amino acids. The record is from RefSeq and is a predicted model, not a curated record. The transcript is spliced from 11 exons. NCBI's taxonomy places the organism in Eukaryota, Fungi, Basidiomycota, Agaricomycetes, Boletales, Suillaceae.